Messenger RNA from Carassius carassius (crucian carp), 859 nucleotides. Its product is annotated as phosphopantothenoylcysteine decarboxylase-like. Gene Ontology annotation, biological process: coenzyme A biosynthetic process. Gene Ontology annotation, cellular component: phosphopantothenoylcysteine decarboxylase complex. Gene Ontology annotation, molecular function: phosphopantothenoylcysteine decarboxylase activity; FMN binding. The coding region runs from base 135 to 743 and encodes 202 amino acids. The record is from RefSeq and is a predicted model, not a curated record. NCBI's taxonomy places the organism in Eukaryota, Metazoa, Chordata, Actinopteri, Cypriniformes, Cyprinidae. The transcript has 5 exons.
UUCAUUUCAAAAUGCAUUUCAAAUAUGAAUGAUACAAAUAUCAUACCUUACCAAAGAAAUACUUCAGACAGGUGAAACUAAGCAAAUACAAAAAGUCUUGUAUAGUUAACAAGAUUAAGUUUUAUGUUUUAACGAUGCAGCGGAGUUCUGAAUCUGAUCAUAUUCAACUGGACUUGCAAACAAAUAGUAGAAAACGUAAUGUUCUAGUUGGCUUGACUGGCAGUGUAGCUGCACUCAAGGCGCCUUUGUUGGUAACACAACUACUGGAGAUUCCAGGGGUUGAUGUCCGUGUGGUCACCACUGACCAUGCCACUCAUUUUUACGAUAUCAGUGAAGUCCCUGUCCGUGUGUACACAGAUAAGGAUGAGUGGGAGAUGUGGACAAAGCGCUCUGACCCUGUGCUUCAUAUUGAACUUAGACGUUGGGCAGAUCUGCUAGUAAUCGCUCCACUGGAUGCCAACACACUUGGUAAAAUUGCCAGUGGAAUAUGUGACAACCUCCUGACGUGUGUGGUGCGGGCCUGGGACUCCAGCCGUCCUCUGCUCUUCUGUCCUGCUAUGAACACAGCCAUGUGGCAGCACCCUAUCACUGCACAGCAAGUGGCCACGCUUAAAAGCUUUGGCUACGUUGAGAUACCAUGCAUUGCCAAAAAACUAGUCUGUGGAGAUGAAGGUAAAGGCGCCAUGGCAGAGGUUUCAACUAUUGUUGAAACUGUCAAACAAUACAGUCCAGAAACAUCCUGAAUGACCUCGGACUAAACAUACCAAUGGCAAAGAGACACAACGUUAUCUAUGGAGCCCCAUUUCUUAAUAAAAACUAAAAAAACUAUAUUUCCAGAAUAAAAAAUAAUAAAUGGAAA